Toxorhynchites rutilus septentrionalis is the source of this 1429-nucleotide messenger RNA. RefSeq lists its product as uncharacterized. The record is from RefSeq and is a predicted model, not a curated record. The transcript is spliced from 2 exons. Lineage: Eukaryota; Metazoa; Arthropoda; Insecta; Diptera; Culicidae. Bases 133 to 1233 code for a protein of 366 amino acids.
UCGGUCUGUUGUUUUUGUUACAUUGUUUCAUCCGCGAAUCUUAUUUGUUCGUGGGUCCAUUCUCUAGUUGUGAUAUUUGUUCUAUUGUGUAGUCCGUCCAUAUGUAUUCUUCCAAAAUCCACGUGUUCGAAAAUGGGUGUAAUUGAAGAUGAGCUAGCGGAAGUAACUCGUCGAUGUAGCGUCGAAAUGCCCGACGCAACGAUACUCGAAUGCACAAAUAUACGGAUAAUGGUUGAUAUAAGACAAACCCAAUCCCGGCAUUUGGUGGUGCUUCUCUGCUAUCCAUUAGAUUACCCCGAGAAUAAAAUGCAAUUGGAAUUUCGGAGUCAAACAUUGUCAGAAAUAUUUAUGGAGCAACUCGCCAACAUUUGCGAUGACGAAAGCGCGCAUUUCAGGGGACGGCCCCAAGCAAUGAACAUACUGUUGUUCAUCGAUCACUUCCUUAGAAAUAAUCCACUUUGUAUCGUGACCAGGGAAGUAUUCAACCUUAGAAAGCAUCUGGAAGGAUCUAAUGGAACAAUGAAGCUACGCCAUCCGACAUCAAUGGUAUGUCUCAGUGCUCGAGGCGGUUAUUACUAUUUUAACGCGAGGUUUUUCGUCCCGGAAGGAUACCCUGCGGAACAGAUUAAAUGGGACACUUGUACCAGCAAUCUUCCUGCAGCCCUAAAACUGUACGUUGAUGGUCAGGCAAGGGAGAUCGCUCGCCAGUGCGUGGAACCUCCUCCGAGUGAAGUUGAGAGCAGCCAACCCUUCGUACCGAUUCCGAGCUUGGAACGAACUUUGCAGUUUAUCAUCGAAGCGCUGGAUGGAUUCGAUGAAGAGCUGUGCCCAAUUUGCCAUGAAUUUUCACUGCCUGAAUCUCCCAAAGAAGUGGCAACAUCGGAUGAAGACGAUCGAUUCGUAAUUCGCAUGGUUUGCGGUCACGUCUAUCACAACGGAUGUCUGAAACGGUUCCUGAAAGAGCCUCCGAUUCCACCGGAUGGGAAGCUUUGUCCGGCGGAACGCAAACAUCCGCGUUCGGAUAACAUUGGCGAAUGGCGGUUUGAAAAUAGAUCCGACCCUUGCAGGGAACGAAUAUCCUAUGAUACGUGGGGAACGAACAAUAUACAACCAGCAGAAGUCCAGCAGCCAACCGCCGAAGCUGAUCUAUCAGCCGAUGCAGAGGAGCUAGCCGAUGCUGGAGAGAUGGCUGAUGCUGGGCAGCCAGCCGAUGCGGAGCAACCAAAUGACUGAUUGCAGAAUAGGAGGAAUUAGUCUCUGAAUGAUAAACUUUGCUUUAAGCUCAACCGAAGUCAAUAUUAAAAUUGGCCUCUUGUGAUCUAGUGAACUACGGAUUUUCGGUAAAACCUAUUAAUGAUAUAAGUAUGCAUGUUAUGAGAAGUGUUUGUUAAUCUAAUUUAUAAUAUACGCACAACUCUAUUCAAUCAAA